AUGAAGUUAAACUAAAGAAAAGGCUUGGUUGAAAUAUUGGGAUUUUCUUAAACAAAAUAGGUUAAAACCCUUUUAAAGAUUUCAAAGGUUUAAAUGAUUGUUUGUCAUUUGAAGAAGCUUUAUAAUGAUUAAGAGUUCUGUAAAUUAAUUCCUUGGUUAUAAUAAAUGAUGCAAUUAAAUAAAGGACAAAGAAACUUAAAUAAAAGUAACCUGCAUAUUAGGAAGAAAAUUUCUGGAUUUAUAAUUUUUAUUACUUAAAUUCAGGUAGUUUAUGCAAAUAAUUUAACUAAUGGAAAAAAUAAGGUAAUUAAAAGUUAAUGA
Paramecium sonneborni is the source of this 321-nucleotide messenger RNA. The record is from the annotation of a GenBank genome assembly. Lineage: Eukaryota; Ciliophora; Oligohymenophorea; Peniculida; Parameciidae.